AACACACACACACACACACACACACGGGAAAGUUCAAGAGCAACGGACCGGACGCGCAAGAAUUCCAGUGUGGAACUGUGUGUAUGCUGUUUGAUGAUGAGUGCCUUGGAGUUUACACAGAGGUGUGAAAGAGAUUCAGACAAAGAAAGAGAGAAAAAAAAGGACCUUGGAAACAAACAUUCCUGAAGCAAAGAACUGGGGAAUUGUCCUGAACCACUGCUGUAGAGACCACACCCACAUACAUGACAGACUCCGCCCACUAAUGCGAAUCUACAGUCUGAUUGGUCUAUUGCCAACCUUCUCUCCCUUUCAGAUACUUUGUAUCGUCUGCAACAUGAAAGACUUUUGUGGGUUUUUGUUGGUCUUUUGGUCGGUGGGAGUGGCUUCAAUGUUUUCAGAAGUCGCUGGCCAUGAUACGAACCCUUUCUCUGUGCAAGCAACACCCACUGACCCCUGCUACAGCGAUUCAGGUUCUGCCCACUACUGCAUUCCAGAGUUUGUUAACGCAGCAUUCGGUCAGGAUGUGAUCGUAUCGAGCACCUGUGGCCAUCGUAGCUGUGAGCACACCCAUCUGACAGAUCUAAAUUCUGCCCAGAACAUCACCUGCUGGCAGUCAGAGAUGCUCUGGACAAUGCCAUUCAACGUCACACUGACCCUUUCACUUGGAAAGAAAUUUGAAAUCACUUACAUUAGCUUACAUUUUUGUUCUGAGAAACCAGAUUCAAUGGCUAUUUAUAAAAGCAUGGACUAUGGACGUAGCUGGACACCAUUUCAAUUUUAUUCUUCUCAGUGCCGGCGAGUUUACGAUCGCCCAAACAGGGCAGAAAUCACCAAACUCAACGAGCAGGAGCCACUGUGCAUGGAAUUGCCCAAUAGUGUUGACAGCAGCAAUGCCAUCCUUGUGUUUAGCACACUGGAUGGACGACCUUCAAGAACAAACUUUGUCUCCAGCCCUGUUCUCCAGGAUUGGGUCACUGUUACCGACAUACGUGUGACAUUUAACCGCCCAAAAAUCAGUAAAGACGUGCGAGAACCUACAUACUUUUACGCAGUGUCAGAUUUCCAGGUGGGCGGAAGAUGUAAGUGUAAUGGCCACGCCCAUAGAUGUUUGCGGGACAAAGAGGGGAAGAUAGUCUGUGACUGCAAACACAACACAGAAGGACCUGAGUGUGACCGAUGCAAACCGUUCCACUAUGAUCGUCCAUGGCAGCGUGCCACGCCCAAAGAAGCUAAUGAGUGUUUGCCAUGUAACUGUAAUCUACAUGCACGGCGCUGUAGGUUUAACAUGGAGCUGUAUAAAUUAUCAGGACGAAAGAGUGGAGGCGUGUGUAUGAACUGCAGACACAACACGGCUGGACGGCACUGUCACUACUGCAAAGAGGGCUACUAUAGAGACAUGAGCCGACCAAUCACACACCGCAAAGCCUGCACAGCGUGUGACUGCCACCCGGUGGGAGCUGCAGGUAAGACGUGUAAUCAGACAUCUGGUCAAUGUCAGUGUAAAGACGGAGUGACUGGACUCACCUGUAACCGCUGUGCUAAAGGCUACCAGCAGAGCCGCUCCCCUGUAGCCCCCUGCAUCAAGAUUCCGACUGUUAAUCCAACAGCAGUGGUGAGCAGUACAGAGGGACCUGCAGACUGCGAAUCCUACUGCAAACCAGCCAAAGCCAACCUGAAGAUCAACACGAAGAAAUACUGCAAGAAAGACUAUGCCGUCCUGGUGAGUGUGUUGGACAUGGAGACAGUGGGUGACUGGGCAAAGUUCUCUGUCAGCUUGGUGUCAGUGUAUAAGAGCCGAGAGCUGCUGAAGAGAGGCGAGAACACGCUGUGGGUGCACAUGAAGGAUUUGGCGUGUAAAUGUCCACGCAUCCACAUGGGGAAACGUUUCCUUAUCCUGGGCUCAAGUGGGGGCAGUGCCAGCGCAGAGAGGGCAGGGCUUACCGCAGACAAAAACAGCCUGGUCAUACAGUGGAGGGACAUCUGGACUCGACGCCUGCGCAAGUUCCAACGUAGGGAGAAAAAGGGCAAAUGUAGUGCUGUGGAACACACCCCUGAAGACUGACCUUUACUCCUGUGUGUGUGUAGACUGUUGGUCAGCCUUUUGAAGGGACCGUUAAAAAGAAUGAGACUGAUGCAGGAGCCACGAGCAUUUCACACACACACACACACACACACACACACACACACACACACACACACACACACACACACACACAGGUGCUGCUCAGUUUUCAAACCUCAAACAUUCGUCAUCAUUAUUCUUAUGGGACUGAAGAACUGUCUAAAGCUUUUAAUACGUGUGUGUGUGGGGGGGUUAUACAGCAUGCUAGCACAAACUUUAUUAACAGGCAAAGUAGAUCAUUUGUCCUCUUAACCACCUUCACACACCACCCUGCUCUGAUCAGCAAUCUGCUACAUUCUCAGGAACAUUCUAGAACAUCUUUAACUGAACUCUAGGACAGUUUUGAGAAAUAACCUGAUUUCCCAAACAUUUUUUUGAAAACCAGCAUUGUUGAAAGAUUUCGAAUGCCAGCUGUGUUCUACAACACUUUCACUAUGUGGGAUGACUUCUAGACUGUAUUUAGAAUGUCAACUAUGCUAGAACACCAGCUGAAUUCUAAAACACUCAGACUUAGACAUGAUUAUCCUGCUCGAGGUCUAGAACACUUUUCGAAGGUUGGCUAAAUGGUUGAAAAUAUUAAAAAAUCUGCUGAGUUAUAGAACACAUUCAAAGUGUGAGAUGUAUUCUAGAAUGGUUUUAGAAUGUCAACUGUGUUCUGGAUGUCAACAUGAGCUGAAUUCCAGAACACUUUUCAAGUUGUCAGCUAAAUGGUUGAAAACCUUUGAACAUCAGCCGAGUUCUAGAAUACCAUCAGAAAAUGAGACAAUUUUAGAGCAUGUUUAGAAUGCCAACUGUGUUCUGGAACACUAGCUGACUUCAACAUUUUUCAAACAUUUUUCAAAUUGUCAGCGAAUACUUUUAGCUACAAAACAUUUGGAAUAUCAAGUGGGUUCUAUAACAGAUUUUAAAAAGCAGAUCGAGUCCUACAACACCUUUAUGGACUGAGGUGCUUCGAACACACAUUCAGAACAUGGGUCAUUUAUUCAAUUUUUGGAUAUUAAAGUAUUUCAAAUUCCACCUGCACAUUUUUGCUGAGUUUUAGAACACAUUAAAAAAAAUUAAAGCAUAAACCAAGCUUUAGAACACCUUUAGAGAGUCACCUGGGUUCUAGAUUAACUUUCAAAGGUCACUGAGGUUCUAGAACACUUGGGAAAAGGUAGUAAAGGUCUAAAACAUUUUUGAGAAGGCUGUAGAGGUCUAGAACACUUUUGAAAAGGCUGUAGAGGUCUAGAACACUUUUGAAAAGGCUGUAGAGGUCUAAAACACUUUUGAAAAGGCAAUAAAGGUCUAAAACAUUUUUGAGAAGGCUGUAGAGGUCUAGAACACUUUUGAAAAGGCUGUAGAGGUCUAGAACACUUUUGAAAAGGCUGUAGAGGUCUAAAACACUUUUGAAAAGGCUGUAGAGGCCUAGAACACUUUUGAAAAGGCUGUAGAGGUCUAAAACACUUUUGAAAAGGCUGUAGAGGUCUAGAACACUUUUGUGAAUGUUAGAUGACAUCUUUUGUGGAGUCCUUAGGGUUGUAACACACUGAAUGUAAUCUAAAUUCUACAAUGGCUUCGGAAUGUGAGUUGAGAUUCCAGCUCAUGCUAAAACUGAGUUUGAGCAUGCCUUUUUACAUAUCUGAAUUCUAGAUCAGUUGAAUUAUGUUAGCUGAGUUCUAGAAUGAUUUUUAAAUGUCAGUUGUUCUGGAACCCCUUUUCAGAAAUAACCUGACUUUUAGAACAUUUUCAAACAUCAGCUAAGUUGUUGACAACAUUUAAACAUCUAGCUUGAGAAAUGCAAAAAUGUUUUUCAAAUGUCAGUUGAGUUCUAGAACACUUUCAGAUAUUUAGCCUUUUUCGGCAGUUUUCCAAAACUGCAGUUGGUUCCAGAUUUCCGACCUUCUCCUUCUGCCAAAUUGAAGUCCGGGGAAACACACAAAAGGAACACUGACACAUUGCUUGAUUCAUGAAUAGACCUGUGAAAAAUAUUCCUUCUUUAUUCAAACUCUGAAGGAACCUGAGCUACAUUACAAUUGGAUUGUUCUGUACAUCUGCUUCCUGACUGGCCAGUGAGUUUGCACUGCCUGUCAAUCAUCCAAAUGCACUGGCGCUGUAAAUAUCAACAAAUAUAUCUUCACUGUGUUUGUUGUUAUAAAGUGACUGACCAGAGAGAAAGUGUCACUGUGUGUGUGUGUGUGUGUAGUGACACACUUCCAUUUCUCACUAUUUUCACUGCCAUGACCACUGACUGUUUAAUCCCACACCACAAUAAAUUAUUAGUUAAAGAACUGUGUUUUUCAUAUCUCUCUCUCUCUCUCUCUCUCUGUGUGCUCAUGCAAUAGAUUGAAGCACAAAAGCCUCUUCAUACCAGUCAAUUACAACCGCGAUUCCAAAAAAGUUGGGACAAAGUACAAAUUGUAAAUAAAAACGGAAUGCAAUAAUUUA
This is a messenger RNA of Neoarius graeffei (lesser salmon catfish), 4549 nucleotides long. It is a transcript of the gene ntn2, whose product is annotated as netrin 2. Gene Ontology annotation, molecular function: protein binding. The record is from RefSeq and is a predicted model, not a curated record. Bases 263 to 2062 code for a protein of 599 amino acids. The transcript has 8 exons. NCBI's taxonomy places the organism in Eukaryota, Metazoa, Chordata, Actinopteri, Siluriformes, Ariidae.